AUGUCUCGGUCUUCUCAAGAUCUUUCUGGCAAGAAAUCUCCCUCGCAAGAGAAGGACGAAUCUGUGAUAAUCCCACCCUUCGACAACUCAGCUCUCCUAGCUCGUUUCAGGCUUACCCUCAUAGGGAGAACUUUCCACACCGGUGGAAGAAGCAUCGAUGCUCUGCUUGCCUUCAUGCCUAGAUCUGGUAUACGGGAUGUUGCAGGACGAGUUCGGGGUGUGGACCUUGGAAAUGGACGGUUCCAUUUCGAUUUUGACUCGGAAGAUGACCUCCAGAAGGUGUUAAAGAAGCGACCUUGCCACUUCAAUAAGUGGACCUUUGCUCUUGAGCGAUGGGAACCAAAUCUCCAGGACAAUUUCCCGAGUUCUGUUACCUUUUGGGUCAGGAUCCGAGGCAUUCCCUUACACUACUGGGUUGAGCUAGCCUUCAAGAAGAUUGGAGAUGCUUUGGGGUUUGUUGAAGCCGUGGAUGAAAAAGAGGGAAGUGUCUUGGUCAGUGUUGACGUCACACAGCCUUUGAAGAUGAAGAAGAAAGCUCAGUUUGACAAUGGUGAUGAGGUCACAGUCACUCUUGAGAUGAUAAGCUUUACCGCUACUGUUUCCACUGUCUCAUGA
Molecule: messenger RNA, 615 nt
Organism: Eutrema salsugineum
Lineage: Eukaryota; Viridiplantae; Streptophyta; Magnoliopsida; Brassicales; Brassicaceae
Exons: 1
Coding region: 1-615 (204 amino acids)
Source: RefSeq, a predicted model, not a curated record